UUUUUGAUGAUUUGUUCGGAGUGAGCACGCAAUCGAUUUCAAAUCUAACUCAUCAGACCGCGCCCUACAUAGGAACUGUACCUGAAUCAAAAAUAUGAGUUCGCACUUGGUUACCCAUUCAAGUCAUUCCAGGUCCCAAACGAUCCCUACAACGUAACUAUCGUCUUCCAUAAUGACUUCCCAUCUAUAUGGCGAUCAGACUCCUGCGGAUGUCAAAAAUGCUAAGGGUCUUCAUUUGAUCACGCAGAGCACCCCGAAUGGCCAGAAAGUACAGAUCUUUCUUGAGGAACUGGCCGAUGUCUACGGUACAGAAUGGACAACUACUCUUAUUGACAUAUCGACGAACGAACAAAAGAAACCAUGGUUUCUUCGCCUCAAUCCAAAUGGCCGAAUCCCAGUCAUCGUUGACAAUACUCAAUCGCCUCCACAUCCAGUGAUGGAGACUUCUGCUGAACUCCUGUACCUCUUGAAGUUUGACACUGAUCAUCGCUUUGGAUUCAAGGACGAGCUCGAGCAAAGCGAGCUCAUUCAAUGGCUAUUUUUCUGGCAUGGCAGCGGUGCUCCAUACCAAGGAAAUCUCGGUUUCUUCAGACGCGCAAAAGAGCAGAGCACGUUUGCCAUCAAUCGAUUCCGAAAGGAGACGUAUCGAGUAUUUGGCGUUCUCGAACUUCAGCUGUCUGGCAAGUACACCGGCCAACCGAAAGAGUAUCUUGCUGGGAAGGGCGCCGGAAAGUACUCUGUGGCUGACAUUGGGACCUGGGCGUGGGUGAAAAACUGGUCAGCUAGUGGGUACACGGAUGAAGAGUUUAAGGAAUUUCCACAUCUGCUCAAAUGGAUUGAGAGGAUUGCAGGGAGGGCUGCUGUCCAAAGGGGAAUUGGCGAGAAAUACAAGCCAUCCUGAGCUCGCUGUCCUAGUAGGCUGCGGGUUACAUCUAAGCCAAAUUUGAUACUUCGAAAAUUGCCGCAUCACCUCCAAUAGAAAAAUUCCAGAAACUUGCGU
Molecule: messenger RNA, 1000 nt
Organism: Mytilinidion resinicola
Lineage: Eukaryota; Fungi; Ascomycota; Dothideomycetes; Mytilinidiales; Mytilinidiaceae
Product: glutathione S-transferas-like protein
Exons: 5
Coding region: 173-901 (242 amino acids)
Source: RefSeq, a predicted model, not a curated record